CUCAUCUGGUAGUAGCACGUGUUGUGGUGUAAACAGUGACAGAAGCCGAAGAUGGGAAAUCAGGAAAUGGACUUGGAUGAACAGGACUCCACAAAAACAACAGAAGAUGGAAGCCAAAAGAAAAAGGUUUAUUUGCCUGGCAAACCACUUAAAGACGGCCAAGAAUUGGUGUGUGACGAGUCAGCCUAUAUUAUGUUGCAUCAGGCACAAACAGGUUCCCCUUGUUUAAGCUUUGAUAUAAUAAAAGAUACAUUAGGAGACAACAGAGAGAAUUUCCCACUGACUGCUUAUGCUGUAGCAGGAACACAGUCACCCAAAGUACAUACCAAUAGCUUAAUAGUGAUGAAGCUGUCUAAUAUGCAUCAGAUAAAACAAGAUGAAGAAGAUGAUGAGAGCAGCGAUAGUGAUAGUGAUGACGAUGAUGAUAACAGUAAAAAACCUCAGAUGAAGUGGUCAUUCAUACAUCACAAAGGUUGUGUAAACAGAGUGCGAGUUUCUACAUAUGAAGACCUUGUGCUGACUGCAGCAUGGUCAGAACUAGGAAAUGUCAGUGUUUGGAACAUAACACCACAGUUACGAGAAGUGGAUCAGCCACAAAAUGACAGUGGUACACUUCCUGGCCAACCGCUGUAUACAUUUACAGGACACCAGUCUGAGGGCUUUGGUUUAGAUUGGUCUUCUGUGAUGCCAGGAGUGCUAGCAUCUGGGGACUGCAAACAUGGAAUUCAUGUAUGGAGGCCUCAAGAAAGCUGGACAGGUUGGCAUGUUGAUCAGAGACCUCUAAGUGGUCACACAUCAUCAGUGGAAGAUCUUCAGUGGUCACCUAAUGAACCUAACGUGUUGGCUUCAUGUUCUGUGGAUAAAAGUUUGAGAAUAUGGGACACCCGUUCAUCACCUCAGGAUGCAAAUAAAUUAACUGUCGAGAAUGCUCAUGAAAGUGAUGUGAAUGUCAUCAGUUGGAAUAAGCAUGAACCACUCAUUGUUUCAGGAGGAGAUGAUGGCAUUCUCCAUAUAUGGGAUUUAAGAAUGUUCAAGGAAGGGUCAGCUUUGGCUACCUUCAAGCAUCACACAGAGCCCGUGACUACAGUUGAAUGGAAUCCUGUGGAUUCAACAGUUUUUGCAUCUGGUGGUGCUGAUAAUCAAAUAGCCCUUUGGGAUUUAGCUCUGGAAAGAGAUGAUACUGCAGAGGAGGAAGAUCUGAAGGAUGUACCACCUCAGCUGCUGUUCAUUCACCAGGGUCAGAAAGAUAUCAAAGAACUCCACUGGCAUCCACAGAUGAAAGGUGUCAUCCUCAGCACAGCUCUCAGUGGCUUCAAUAUUUUUCGUACAAUUAGUGUGUGAUAGUCUUCCAACAGAGACUGCAAGCAAAGGAAGACUAAUGUGGACUGUAAUAAUUCCAGAGGGAGUGAUUGGAUAAGUUGUGAAGUGAAAGGACAGUCUUUGUCCCAUGGGUACCACAAAGGCGGGGGGGGGGGGGGGUGUAGGAAAAGACAGAUUGCCACUUACUGUAAACAAGACACAUGUUAAGUUGCAGAUCGGUACAGUUAAGACACUUACAUAAAGCUUUCAGCCACAACCUUCAUCAGCAAAAGAGAAACACACACUAUUCACACACACAAGCAAACGCACCUCAUGCACACAUGUCCGCCAACUCCAGCAUCUCGGGCCAGAAUGCAUUCUAGCUCAAGUGACUUUUAAUUGUGCCUGUCUGCAACUUAACAUGCCUUCUUUGCAGUUAGUAGCAAUCUGUCUUUUGCAGCAUUGUUGGUAUUUCUACCUGGAGUUUCCAUUGUUUAAAUAAAGUAUUUUAUGCAGUAAUUCAAUGCUCCAAAGGGCAAUGAAUUGUGCUUUGUUGACUAUCUGUUUGUAUAAUUUUACAAAAAUGCAUUAGACUCAGACUAGUGCUUACUUGCCUAAGUUUUUCGCUCUAUAUAUUGAACUGACUAAAAAAUUUUAGAGAAGUUUUUUCAGGAAAUUGUGCAAAAGUUUGAUGACUCAGACAUUUAGUGAACUUAUUGUUGUAUAUUAUUGUAUUGUGCUUGUGGAUAUUGAGAUGUAUUGA
Messenger RNA from Schistocerca nitens (vagrant locust), 2062 nucleotides. RefSeq names its product glutamate-rich WD repeat-containing protein 1. The coding region runs from base 52 to 1341 and encodes 429 amino acids. The record is from RefSeq and is a predicted model, not a curated record. Gene Ontology annotation, molecular function: protein binding. Lineage: Eukaryota; Metazoa; Arthropoda; Insecta; Orthoptera; Acrididae. The transcript is spliced from 8 exons.